This is a messenger RNA of Lacerta agilis (Sand lizard), 1922 nucleotides long. RefSeq names its product core histone macro-H2A.1. Bases 284 to 1399 code for a protein of 371 amino acids. NCBI's taxonomy places the organism in Eukaryota, Metazoa, Chordata, Lepidosauria, Squamata, Lacertidae. Gene Ontology annotation, molecular function: DNA binding; structural constituent of chromatin; protein heterodimerization activity. Gene Ontology annotation, biological process: nucleosome assembly. The transcript is spliced from 9 exons. The record is from RefSeq and is a predicted model, not a curated record. Gene Ontology annotation, cellular component: nucleosome.
ACGGCUCUCCCGCCGCGCUCCUUCCCUCACACCGCGCGACCCUCGGCGUGGCAGGCGGCAGGCCUGGGCGCCGAUUUAAAGGAAGGGAUGUGACGAGCGCUGCGCUGUGCAUUGUGGGACUUCAUGCACAUUACCGUCGGCUUGUUCCAGUUUACACGGCGGCUGAGCGAAGUGGGGAGGGAGAAGCGCAGGGAGACAUAUUGCUGCCGCCGCCGCCGCCGCCGCCGCUAUUGCUGGGAGCUGCGCUUUUCUAGAUUGUCGACCCAGACCCACGUAAAAGAAAAUGUCCAGCAGGGGUGGGAAGAAAAAGUCGACGAAGACCUCUCGCUCGGCGAAAGCCGGGGUCAUAUUCCCCGUCGGGCGAAUGCUACGUUACAUUAAGAAAGGUCACCCGAAGUACAGGAUUGGGGUUGGUGCUCCAGUGUAUAUGGCAGCUGUACUUGAAUACCUGACCGCGGAAAUUCUUGAAUUGGCUGGAAAUGCCGCACGGGACAACAAGAAGGGUCGUGUCACACCUAGACAUAUCCUGUUGGCUGUAGCAAAUGACGAAGAAUUAAAUCAGCUGUUGAAAGGCGUCACCAUAGCCAGUGGCGGUGUAUUACCAAAUAUUCACCCAGAAUUGUUGGCGAAGAAACGGGGAUCGAAAGGAAAACUGGAAGCGAUCAUCACUCCGCCGCCGGCGAAAAAGGCAAAAUCUCCAUCACAGAAGAAAACCACAACAAAGAAAUCAGGUGGCAAGAAAGGAGCAAGAAAGGCUAAGAAACAGGGAGAAGUCAGCAAAUCAGCAAGUGCUGACAGCACAACAGAAGGCACCCCGACAGAUGGCUUCACCGUCCUUUCUACAAAAAGUCUAUUCCUUGGGCAGAAGCUGAACCUUAUUCACAGUGAAAUCAGUAAUUUAGCCGGCUUCGAAGUGGAGGCCAUUAUCAAUCCCACCAAUGCUGACAUUGACCUUAAAGAUGAUCUAGGGAGCACUUUGGAGAAGAAAGGCGGAAAAGAAUUCCUGGAGGCCGUGGUGGAACUUCGCAAAAAGAACGGACCCUUGGACACAGCUGGAGCUGUCGUCAGUGCAGGCCAUGGAUUGCCUGCUAAGUUUGUGAUCCAUUGCAAUAGCCCCAGUUGGGGUGCAGACAAAUGCGAGGAGCUAUUGGAGAAGACGGUGAAGAACUGCUUGGCUCUGGCAGAUGAGAAGAAGCUGAAGUCAAUUGCGUUUCCUUCUAUUGGAAGUGGCAGGAAUGGUUUCCCAAAACAGACUGCUGCCCAGCUGAUCCUGAAAGCCAUUUCCAGCUAUUUUGUGUCAACAAUGUCCUCUUCAAUCAAGACCGUCUAUUUUGUGCUCUUUGACAGUGAGAGUAUAGGGAUUUAUGUGCAAGAAAUGGCCAAGUUAGAUGCCAACUAAGUCGUGGAAGCAAAGAGUCCCUGCCUCCUUGCCCCCUCCCCCUCCAAUUCUUUAUUCCUCAUUGUGAGACAGAGCGGCCCUUAUUUUAAAUUUUGCUCAUCUAGGGGAAUAGAGGUGGGGCUUUUUUUGACUUUCUAAAAUGUUUUUAUGUUGGCACUGAUAGUUGGCAUUACUGCUGUUAAUGCACUGUAUUCCAGGCAUUGUCUGAAUUUAGUGUAAUCUAGGAGAUUUUAUAGUUUUAUUUUAAUGAAGUACAGAUUGAUGCAGAAGUUGUUAGCAGUACAUAGUCUGUUAUUCGUGGAAGAAACCGGCAGACCCUAUUUUGUAACUGUGUUGUGGUGCUCUUAUCAAGUGGCGUUCCUUUCUCGUUUUUUUAAAAGAAGAAGAAAAGAUGCUACACAUCUUAUUUGUGUUUACGUCUUGUCCCGAUGAUGGAUCUGAGGAGAAAAGAACCCUGUUGCCCUUAAUUAUAAUUGCAAUUUGGGAUUUGUGUGAAUUGAUUUAGUAAAAUGUUUAAAAUGUU